This is a messenger RNA of Helianthus annuus (common sunflower), 1230 nucleotides long. RefSeq names its product E3 ubiquitin-protein ligase RING1-like. The coding region runs from base 77 to 1090 and encodes 337 amino acids. The record is from RefSeq and is a predicted model, not a curated record. Gene Ontology annotation, cellular component: cytoplasm. Gene Ontology annotation, biological process: protein ubiquitination. The transcript has a single exon. NCBI's taxonomy places the organism in Eukaryota, Viridiplantae, Streptophyta, Magnoliopsida, Asterales, Asteraceae. Gene Ontology annotation, molecular function: ubiquitin protein ligase activity.
AUCAAAUAAACUAUAACCAAGCCCCUUAUUAACACACCAAACAACACCCAAACCGUCGUGAACUUCCCUCAAAACGAUGUCGUCAGGAGUCUCCACCGGCGGCUCCGCCACCGUCGCCGCCCCGCAGCUCUACUUCUGCUACCAAUGUAACCGUACAGUCUCCAUCUCACCGUCACCUACCGCCGAACCAAUUUGCCCUAAUUGCAACGAAGGCUUCCUCGAAGAAUAUGAAAACCCUAACCCUAACCCCCCAAAUCCAUUCCUCGCAUUCGACGAUCCAUCGCCGUUCGCCUCCGGCUUCCCGCUCCUCUUCCCCACCUCCUCCCGCCACGGCGGCUCAACCGGCGAUUUUCAAAACCCUAGCGAUUUAUCGGCGUUGUUCGGUGGUCCGAUCUCUCGAACCGGAUCCGGUGGAGGUGUUCAGAACCAUGGAGAGUUUAAUCCGUUUGCAUUUCUUCAGAAUUAUCUUAAUACUUUACGUGCAGGUGGUGCGAACAUUCAAUUCGUUAUCGAAAACAGUUCGGAUGGUGAUGGGGCUGGUUUUCGUGUGCCGUCGAAUUUAGGUGAUUAUUUUAUUGGUCCUGGAUUGGAGCAGUUGAUCCAGCAGUUAGCUGAGAAUGAUCCGAAUCGAUACGGCACACCGCCUGCGGCGAAAUCAGUUGUCGAAAACCUUCCUAGUGUUAAGAUCAGUAAGGAGUUGAUGGAGUCGGAUUAUUCGGAUUGCGCGGUUUGUAAAGAUAGCUUCGAACUUGAUGAGGAUGUGAAGAAAUUGCCGUGUAAGCAUAUGUAUCAUCCGGAUUGUAUUAUUCCGUGGUUGGAGUUGCAUAAUUCGUGUCCGGUUUGUCGGUUUGAGUUGCCUACGGAUGAUCCUGAUUACGAGAACCGGGACAGACAGACUUCUACUGGUGGUGCUCAGGGUGAUCCUUUGACACCGGGUGAAAGGAGGUUUAGGAUAAACUUACCGUGGCCGUUUACGGGGUAUGGUACGUCGGCUGAGGCGAGUAAUAGUGGAUCAGGGAAUAACAACAGUUCAAGAGAUGGUGGUAAUCAGGGGAGUGGUGGUCAGGCUAGACAAGAAGAUCUUGAUUAAAGACAGGUCCGUGUGAAUCUGAUAUUUUAAAUGCUUGUUUUUUGUUUCGUGUUUUAUAUACUCUUAUCUGAUAUUAUGGUUGUGUAAGAAAGAAAUUUUGAUUUGAGUUGUCUCCUUUUGCUGGUUCUUUUUUCAUGUCA